Messenger RNA from Galendromus occidentalis (western predatory mite), 1896 nucleotides. RefSeq names its product protein IWS1 homolog. The record is from RefSeq and is a predicted model, not a curated record. The transcript has a single exon. Gene Ontology annotation, cellular component: nucleus. NCBI's taxonomy places the organism in Eukaryota, Metazoa, Arthropoda, Arachnida, Mesostigmata, Phytoseiidae. The coding region runs from base 1 to 1896 and encodes 631 amino acids. Gene Ontology annotation, biological process: poly(A)+ mRNA export from nucleus.
AUGUCCAGCGUCGAAGGUUCUCCGCCCGCAUCGCCGGCCCAGGAUUCCACUCCUGCGAGUCCAACCAACGACAAUGCCGGGAGUCCUAGCAGGAGUCGCUCGGGGAGCGUCGAGUCCGCAGCCUCACGGAAGUCCCGCUCUGGGAGCAGAUCGCCAUCUCCCAAGCGGUCGAGAAGCGGCUCCAUCCAGUCCAAGAGUCGGUCCCCUUCUUCGGGACGAUCCAGAAGUGGAUCGGCCGACCGCAACAGAUCGCGUUCCGGCUCAGUCCAAUCCAGAAACCGCAGUGGAUCUCGUUCGCGAUCGGGCUCCCGAAAAUCGAGGAGCAGAUCGGCGUCAGGGUCCCGCAAGUCGAGGAGCAAAUCCGGCUCGAAGUCAAGGUCCCGCUCACGUUCGAAGAGCGGAUCGCGGCACAGUGGAGCUUCGAGGUCCCGGAGUGGCUCGCGCCGAUCCCGCAGCGGAUCGAAGUCCAGGAGUCGGUCGCGCUCACAGAGCGGCUCUCGUUCUCGGAGCGGGUCCCGUUCCCGCAGUGGAUCCCGCCGGUCCCGCAGUGGAUCCCGCGGCUCCAGAAGCGGCUCGGGCAGCAGAUCCCGCAGUGGUUCCCGGAGUCGUUCGCGAAGUCGCUCCGGAAGCGGUUCUCGGAGUCGAUCGCGGAGCGGACGAUCGAAGAGUGGCUCUCGAUCGAGAAGUCGAUCCCGGAGUGCCAGUGGAUCGCGCAGCAGGAGCCGGUCACGGAGCGGGAGCCGUGCCUCCGCUCGCUCCAGAUCCGGCAGCAGGAGCGGGAGCGACGAGGAAAUGUCGAUACAGCGAAAGAAGAAAAGAAAGGUCAAUCGAAUCGGCGACGAAUCCGACAAUGAAGGUCCAAAUGAGCUCGUCAACGAAAUUUUUGGCCAGAGCGGCGACGAAGGCGAAGAAGAGGCUGCACCGGCCGCUUCGGGAGCUAAAAACGCCGAGAAACCCGCCGAGGGGUCCAAGCAAGUCGAAGAUUCCUCGGACGACGAUGCGCGCGCACAGGGCAGCAGUAUGUCUGAUUUCGACCUGAUGCUCAUGCGGAAGAAAGCUGAACGCGGCGGCCGCCGAAAACGGAAAGAUGUCGACAUCAUCAACGAUACCGAUGACAUGAUCGCCGACCUCAUCAAGGAGAUGAGGCUCCGAGCCGAGGAAGAUCGCGAGCUCAACAGGAAAAGACAGGCCGCAACCAAAAAACUCAUGUAUCUCAAAGAAGUUCUGCCGCAUUUGCGACGUGUCGAUCUGAAGAUGGCAUUCCUCGAUCAGGGGGUGCUUACCGUCAUCUGUGAUUGGCUGAGUCCGCUUCCGGACAAAUCGCUGCCGAAUCAGAAGAUCCGAGACGAAAUGCUCAAGCUCCUCUGGGAAUACUCGAGCGAAGGGCUCGAUCUCGGACUGCUGAAAUCUUCGAAAAUCGGCCGAGCCGUGAGAUACCUGUCGAAGCACCCGAAGGAGACCAAGGAGAAUAAGAUGAGGGCCACGAAGCUCGUGUUCAAUUGGGCUCGUCCGAUCUUCAACCUAAACACCGACUACACGACCGUUUCGAAAGAAGAGCGCGAAUCGAAGGACUACGAGCGUCUGAAGGCGACAAGACGGAAAGACCUCGAAGGAGACCCGGCGAGCAAGAGACGCAAAACAGAAGACGAAAGCGUCCAAGCGAAACCGGGCGAGCCGGGCUUCGUGGCUCGAGCUCGGGUGCCGAGACCUUCUAUCAAGGACUACGUGGUGCGGCCCAAAUGGAACGUCGAGACAGAGUUCAGCGUGAAGAACGCAGAGAAGAAGAAGAAGUCUCGAUUAGACAAACAUGUCCGAGCGUUCCAGGAACGCAAACGACACUCCGCGGGUCAGAGAUCAGUUGCCAUAAGUAUUGAAGGCAGGAAAAUGGCUCUUUAG